Molecule: messenger RNA, 1235 nt
Organism: Dendrobium catenatum
Lineage: Eukaryota; Viridiplantae; Streptophyta; Magnoliopsida; Asparagales; Orchidaceae
Exons: 5
Coding region: 184-1002 (272 amino acids)
Molecular function (GO): ubiquitin binding
Source: RefSeq, a predicted model, not a curated record
UCGCUCUACCGAUCUCGGUCCGAGUCUUUGUAGUCUCUGUUCGUCGAGCUGAAAGUUGAGGAAGACGAAGAUUGGAGAGAAGCGGGCGGGUUAAAUCGGUAAAGUUGGGGCCGAAGAGGGUGCUCGGCGUUUCCUCCUCGAUCAAAACCCUAGGGUUUUGUUGAGAGCCUGGGUUCUGCUGCCAUGUCUGCGGGCGUCUGCGGUAAGCGCCUAGGGUUCGAGGAAAUCUUCGGAUCUCCGUCAUCGGCCCCUUCUGCGAAGAGAUCUCGCUGCUCAAGCUACGGUUCGCCCAUCCGUCUAUCAGAAUUCGGGUUCGCGGCCGAGGAUAAGGUCUCCGUUCUUCUUCGCAUGUUUCCGUCUAUGGAUAGGGAGGUUGUCGAAACUGUUUUAAAUUCCCACGAUCAUAAAAUUGAUGAUGCCAUCAAGAGUCUUCAUGCACUUUGCCUUCGUGAAAAUUCAAUGAGGGGUGAACCUCUGAAUGGUGUCUCAGAACUUGAAUCCAACGAACAUGGCAUUGAAGGUAUUAUGGAUGCUCAAACACCUGAACUGAAUGCUGAGGUCAUUCAUGACGCUGAAUCAGAUUCCACGUCAAAGGAAAUUCAUGGAUCCUCAUGGGUGGACAUAUUGGUACAAGAAAUGAUGAAUGCUUCAGAUUGGAGCGACAUCAGAAGCCGAGCCAUGAAGAUUUUGGAGUCUUUUGAACAAACGGUUGUUGCUCAAUCUACUGCAGCAAAGGAGCAAGAGAUUGCUUCUCUUAAGGAGCAGCUGCAGUGUUUGUUGCGAGACAACCAAAUUCUGAAGAGGGCUGUCACGAUACAACAUGAUCGUAAUGUGGAAUUUGAGGAGAAGCUCAAGGAAGUGCAGCAGCUAAAGAAUGUAAUCAGCCAGUACCAAGAGCAAGUCCGCACGUUGGAGUUGAACAACUAUACCCUGAAGAUUCAUCUCCAGAGGGCUCAGGAAGCCAAUUCCAUUCCCGGCCGUUUUCAUCCAGAUAUAUUCUGAUUGCUUGACAACUUUGAAGCUAUCCACCACCGGAGUAUCAGAAUUCGUCAUAGAUAGUCGUCCAUUCAAGUUGGUUCUUCGCUGCUGUAAGUGGUGCAAUUUGUACUGAUUGCUUUCUUUUAAAGCUACAACCGUAAGUGUCUUUAAUUUAUUCUCUCCAAUGUUUGCUUCGGUAUGUGCCAGCAAGCUACAUGUUGUAAUAUACUACAAAUCAAUAUUUAGUUUUUCUGCUA